Molecule: messenger RNA, 645 nt
Organism: Dichomitus squalens LYAD-421 SS1
Lineage: Eukaryota; Fungi; Basidiomycota; Agaricomycetes; Polyporales; Polyporaceae
Product: DUF431-domain-containing protein
Exons: 7
Coding region: 1-645 (214 amino acids)
Biological process (GO): peptidyl-arginine methylation
Molecular function (GO): protein-arginine omega-N monomethyltransferase activity
Source: RefSeq, a predicted model, not a curated record
AUGCCCUUCUCUUAUGUCGUUGAGCACAUGGAGGAGGACGAGAAUACGCCGAAAUCUCUGCCAAGAUGGGUAGAACUUGAGUACAUGCACAUGCGCACGCUGGCUGGACACGGGGCAACUGUGCACUUCACGCACCUCUCCGAGUCGUCUUCGAGCACACUCACGUCCCUUUUCGGGGACACAAAACCUUCGCACGCGAGCGCAUACGCGCACCGAAAACCAUUGCUUGAGCUCAUGAAAGAGAAGGACGUGUCACUGGAGAAGGUCUGCUUGCUAGAUCCGAAGGCGGAGAAGGAGUUGGGACCGGAAGACGGCGACGGGCGGUUCGAGUGGUUCUUGUUUGGGGUAGGAGACGACCCUCCACGAGACAGGACGUCCGAGCUGCGGGCCCUGGGCUUCCCCGGCCGACACCUGGGCCCCGUGCAGAUGACUACAGACACCGCUCUCGGGGUCACGAAAAUUGUGGUACAGGACAAGACUCCCCUGUCCAAGAUUCCGUAUAUCGACUUCCCCACCAUCACGUUCAACGCGAAGGAGAGUGUCGAGAUGCCGUUCCGCUACAUAGCCCACGGACAGGAACCCACACUUCCGCCUGGUAUGCGCGACCAUCUGAAGGAGGACCUGGACAAAAGUUUCGACUUUUGA